Anastrepha obliqua is the source of this 9747-nucleotide messenger RNA. Its product is annotated as protein dopey-1 homolog. The record is from RefSeq and is a predicted model, not a curated record. The transcript is spliced from 11 exons. Gene Ontology annotation, biological process: Golgi to endosome transport. NCBI's taxonomy places the organism in Eukaryota, Metazoa, Arthropoda, Insecta, Diptera, Tephritidae. The coding region runs from base 407 to 8908 and encodes 2833 amino acids. Gene Ontology annotation, cellular component: trans-Golgi network; endosome.
ACUGUUUUUCACUUCAAAGUUGCGAUAAUCGUACGCAAUUUUUACAUUUCUUGCGAAAAAGCGAUAAUCGAGAACCGCAAUUAUGUGAAAAAAUUCAAAUAUAGGUAACAUUUAAGGCUCUGGAGCAAUAUUUUGCCGACAGAAAGGCAUUGAAAACAUAGAAUUAGUUGAAAAGUUUGGGGAUUUGGCAAACAAAAGAAAGAAAAAGUGAAGUGGAGUGAAAAUAAAACUUGAAAGUUGUAAAUUGGGUUGGCAUUGGCAGAUUGACUGGUGUGUCAUCGACAACAACGCAAUAGAGGUCUAACAGCAUAUAAAAGGGCGUCAUCAUACAAAGGGCAGUCUUAAUUCAAUUCAUUAGAAAUUCUAAAAUAAACAUUUGGAGGGGAAAUAAAACGAACACAUCAAAAUGGAUACAGCUGAUGCUUUGAUGGAGGAGAAAAAACUACUGGCGGAAACUAAGUAUCGUAAUUAUAUGUCAAAUAUUGAUAAAGCAUUGCGCAACUUUGAAUAUUCGAGCGAGUGGGCUGACCUGAUAUCGGCGCUUGGAAAGCUUAGCAAGGCCAUAUCCAGCAAUACACAAUAUCAGGUGAUACCGCGACGCAUAAAAAUCUCCAAACGUUUGGCGCAAUGCAUGCAUCCAGCACUGCCAUCUGGAGUGCAUUUAAAGGCGCUGGAGACGUACGAUGUCAUCUUCAGCAAAACUGGUGCAGAGCGUUUGGCGCAAGAGCUCUUCAUCUACAGCGCCGGCCUCUUUCCGCUACUUGGCUAUGCAGCAAUGAAUGUGCGUCCCGCAUUGUUAGGCAUUUACGAGACCUACUUUGUGCCACUGGGUGAUAAAUUGCGUCCAGCGCUGAGUGGCUUUCUUAGCGGUGUGCUGCCUGGCUAUGAGAAUGGCUUGGAUCACUUCGAUCGCACUAACUUACUACUGACACAAGUUUGCACCGCCGUCAAUCCUACACACUUCUACUCGGUGCUCUGGGAAUGUAUGGCUACAAAUGCCUCCAUUCGCUUGCCUGCCGUCACCUAUCUACUGGAGCAUUUCAACAAGCGUCUGAGCAUGCAAGAGCAAGUAUUUAUUAUGGGACACAAUCGCGAUAUUAUGAUGUCGGGUUUGUGUGCUUGUCUCAAUGACAGCGUGAUUUUAGUGCAACGCAAUACGCUCGAAUUUUUGUUACUCGGAUUUCCUAUGCAUACCAUCUACUUAACCGAAUCUGAUCUAAUUAAGUUGGUCACAAACGGUUUGAAUACUAUUUUGCGACGCGAUAUGUCAUUGAAUAGGCGUUUGUAUUCGUGGUUGCUGGGCAGCGAAGUGGCAAAGAACUCACCGACAUAUGACACAACAUCCUUAGAUGGUGCACCAGCUGAGACGGAAACGUAUUUUGAAAAGCAUUCAAAACACAUCGUAAUACAAUCCUUGAUUUGUACAUUGAAAUUCAGCUUGGAGAGCACACCCGUGGAUUUGAAGCCUUAUCGCAUUAUGGUUUCACUGCUGGACAAAGCUGAAAUUGGCAGUGCAGUGUUGGAUCAUGUGCUGUGCGACAUUAUACGCACCAUGUCGCUAUCGAGCAGCAGUAAUGUGGAGGUGGUAAAGUCGGCUAAUCUGCUCUUUGCCACAUUCGAUCCGGCGUAUAUUUGGAGUUUUAUGACCACCAUGUAUGACAAGUCCUGCAAGAAGUCCAACAAAGCUAUGAACCGCUCACAAUCCAGAGGUAGAUUAUCCCGCAGCAUCUCGCGCAGCAGCACUGAAACCAAGUUUCAAUGUGAAGUCGGCUCAGGAGAUCCGAGUCUGGUAGAAAUAUGUUACCUCACUGAAUUCCUUUUGGAAACCAUCUCCUUGGAAAUGUACAACGAGACGACGCGUAUUUAUUUGCCAAAAGUAUUUCUAGCUAUCACGCAGAUGCUCACCAUACAUCUGGAUAAUAUAAGCAGCGAUGAAAUUACCGCUUCCUUAAAGCUGUGCAUGAAAAUCGUUUCCCGUGUACAGCCCAUGAUCACUAGCCCCAUUAAGUUGCUUCCGCGUGCCAAUCACGGCUAUUACUCGUCUUCGGAUGAGAAGGGCGGCAGCGCCAACAAGGGCGUGCUUAAGAAUACAUCGAUCGCACAGGUUGCAGGCGCUAUGUUUGCACUAGAGAAGAGCAAAUCUGAUUCCAAGCUAAAUCAUUUUUCGGGUGACGAUAGCAGCAUGUCACAUGGCAAAAAUAAAGAAGGGUCCGUGCACAGCGCAUACACCGAACCGCCCAUGCGACGCUCCAACUCUAAUCAACACAUGGAACGCAAAAGUCCUAAGAAGAAGAAGGCCAAAUCGACAUCGAAGUUGUCGGAAUUAGACAAAGAGAUCUGUCCCGACACUGGCCAAAUCAUCGAACCACAAUCAUCUUCAGACUUGGACACGCCGCUAAGCAUUAAAAAAUUGAAAUCCAAAGCAAAAACGCCAUAUAUGCGCAUGCGCACCAGUCCCAAGAAGACGCGCCCCAAGGACAUUGCACUUUCGGGGCCCAAAUCGCUAGAUCCAGCAAUACUUAAAACCACCGACGAAACAGAUGACAUGCCGAAGAGCGCACCCGCCACCGAGCAAUUGUCGAAGGAACGUGAGGAAGAAUUGAUUUUUGAUUAUAACGAAGUGAACGCCAACAAUGAAGAAGAGUUCACUAUUUUGGAGAAAUGCAUACGCCAAUACGAAAUCUUUUUCGAACUCUAUCUAACGCGUCAUGUGCUACAGAUCAGACAAGCGACUGCUGUAGACGAAGAAAAGUGUCGCAUCAAAGUCGAAGUUGAACGCGAUCAGCCGCUCAGUGUGGAGCAUAUUUUCCAGAACGAACAGAUAUAUGAGGACCUAAGCCCAGAGCGCUUGUUAGAAAUCGAACGAUUGUUCGACACAUUACGCGUGAAUAUAAUGAGUCGUUCCAAGCAGCUGCACAGUUUGCUCAAUCGCUCAUUGGGCCACUCGGUUAACGCAUCCACGGCCACCGACUCGACUACCAGCGACGCCAGUGAUGACGGCGAUGAGUCGCAAGAUGCAAGGGUUUUGCAAAAAUGCGAUGACCGAACCGAACGACGCAUUCAAGCGCUCAUGGACUUACGUUUAUCGAAUAGCCUGCGUAACGCAAUCAAAUUGGCUGCCAAUUUGUUAGUGGAAAUGUCAACAUUCCCCAAUUGCAAUAAGAAUAUUGUGCUGGACAAGACUGACAAGGACAUACCGAGUUGGCUCAAGGUGUUGUGCCUCGCAGCGGCAUACACGCAAAGCGACAAAGAAUUGCAACUGUCCACAAUUACAACGCUCUUCGAUUUGAUCAGCCUCUUGAAGUCGCAGAUUGAGCACACAACCAGUCCUGGCGUCACUUUUGUGGUGAUGCUGCCUCUGCUCAAAUUCGGGCACGUGAAUUACAUUGAACACAAGACGCGCAUCUUCCAGCUGGUCAUCUCAGUGCUGUGGAACUACUUGGGUGAGGCGGGCAUCGAUCCUGCACAGAUAACAGCAUUGCUCUAUCAGCUGCACAACUGUCUGGAAAGCGGCCUGGUCGAGACCACCAUCGGCAAUCGUAUGUAUGCGCACAGUAUGCACCAACAAUUCGCUGCCGCCGACGCCUUGGCAGCCACCGGCUGGGGUGAGCAAUACAGCAGCUUGCUGCCCCAAACCGCCUUGCGUAAUUACCGCUACGACCGCGCACGCGAUGUACAGUUGGUGUGUGCCUCACCAGCGCGUCCAGUAUCACGGGCCGCCAUUGAACAACUAAAGGAGAGCGAAUCGAAGAGUUUUCGCAAAUUCGAAUUGCUCUGGCAUUUGGGACGCGAUAAGCAGCCAUCAAAGGGCUUCGAGAAGACGCUGUUAAAGGUGCUAGAUACACUGGCGCUGCCGCAAUAUAUGUCCGUACGCACUUGCGUCACUAAAUGGCUACAGUCCGCACUGCUGCGCGGCGAUUUGCCACGCCUCAUUAAGCCGCUGUACAAGAUACUACUGGGCCCACAGACAAAACGUAUCAGCAUAAUGCAUCUGCAUUUGCUGCAGCAGGAGCACGGCGAAGAGGGCGCAGGGCGUUCGAAGGCGGGCGAUAAUCAACAACAAGGCGGUAACAAAGGCGACAGUUGUCUGGAGCGUGAUGUGUACGCCAUUAGCUCGGAAUAUGGAAACAUAAAGUAUCACAUGGACACGUCGAGCAGCAAGAAGCGGAGCCCGAUACGAAGUUUUCACAAAAAAAUAUUCGGCGUUACUUUGAGCAGCAAAAAUAAGACAUCAAAUUUUGUGAGCGACAAAACACUACCACAAACCAUUGCUGCAACUGAAGCGCCGGACGCAACCAUAGGGCUAAUAGUCAAUCCCUUAGACAAUUCGCCGGACUUUGAUGACGAAGGUGACAUUGAGACAGAGUGCGAAAUGCGGGAAAUGUCGCUGAAAAACGACUCACAGUCCAUGGCAAAAGCAACAAAUCAGUCACAAAGUGCGAAAGCCACAGAGCAGGAGCAGCAAAACGACGAUGCGGCCCCGGAGGAUGACGAUGACAAGGAAGAGUUGGAUGCGCAUGACUUCGAACGCGACUUCACAGAUGAUUCCGAGAGCAGCAUGUUCGAUUCGGAGUCGGAAAAUCGCGAAACGAGCGUUGAAAAGGAUGACAGCUUGACGAUAAGCUCCAGUACUGGCGCCGGAAAUGGCACCGCUGCAGUCGGCGGCAAUCUCAAGCGUUUCGUGGGCGAUUGCGAGCGCGUAACUGAACUACUUUCGCAACACGAGCGCACGAAGAAUCGCAAAACUUACAGGCUAACACGCGAAAAAACGCCUGGUGAUUCAAGUUUGGCUUCCGUCAAUUCAACAACAGACGAACAAUCCUCGCUAGGUCUUCAGGGUCAAAAUUGUGUACUCGACGACUCUGCGCAUGCUGCCGAUGAAUAUUUCAAUGCCGCAAGCAAUGCGAGCGGCAGCGAUGUAGCAGCAGUGGAGACGAUUGUCAAAGAUUUGGUGGAGCAAAUACAGACGCCGCCAGGUGAUGCCUCGCAACAUCGGGACGAAGAAACGCAUAAGCAUAAACCACAACGCGCGCAGGGCACGACAAAGUUGCACAAAAAGAAGCACGCGGCCGUCAAAAAAUCACCUGGCAGUGGUGACAAGAAACGCAUGAGCUGCCUUUCGAAAACCUCCACUGAUAGCAACAACAGUUACUCUGGUUUAGCUGAACCGCAUAGCUUACAGGAGGAGCACAUCGCCUGCAAUUCGCUGCAAAGCGACGAUGACGAUGACGAAUUGUAUGAGUCGCGCUCACAAUCCAACUCGCUCACGACUGCUUCCACAAUCAAUGUUGAAGAUAAACGACGCACUCUGAGCCUGGAGACAAGUCAAAAGCCCAACAACCAGAAAUCCGAAUGGGGGCUCACUCAGGAAACACUGGAGAAAAGCAAGCAGAAUUUACAAAUACUGCGACAAAAUGCGGCAGCGCAGCAGCAACAGAACGGCGUUGGCGACGCGGGCAGCAAACGCUCUUCUAUGAAAAGUGGCAAUUCCAGCAUAAGCGUAGGUGAUGCAUCCGCGCGUCUAGCCGCGGACCAGAUGCCCUGUUACUACCAACACAUGCUCAUCUACGCAGGUGGCGCCUACGACACCAAGCAAACGCUAUAUGCGUUCCAAACGCUGCGCAAUAUUAUCACUUGUGACACGCGCACUUUCCUUUGCCUAUCGAUCACCACUUCGGUCGCUAGUGGCACGCUGAAGCAGCUGCUUAUACGACAUCGCAAAUGCAUGCAGGGCAAAGGUUUCAACGGCAGCAUCAGUAAUACAGACUAUGCGCAGAGCUAUCGCGCUUGCAUGCAUCUGGAGGUGCUUGUGACCAUUUGUCUUUACUACGCGCGCGGUUUCUUCCACCAUGAAGCGCGCUAUGCAGACAGUGCGGCAAACGCGCCCGGCGCCGAAGACGUGAUGGGCAACUGCCGCGUGCAGCUCGAGAGCGUCGAGCUGCUGUCGCUAAUAUGCGCCGAGCUGAUUGACAUUGUGCGUGGCAUGGGCAAAGGACUCGCCUGCUACAUCGCCGAUUUGAUGGCGCGUUGCAAGCUGCAGAAGGUUAUACUGCACUGCCUCAACUCCUCGGUGAGCAUAUUCAACGGGCAACAGCGGCAGCACCGGCAAUACGCCGACUCUCUGCCAGCACGCAUUCUCAACUUCAAUAAUCCACUGGACGAUCAAUUGCACGCUGAAUCGUUGCAGCUGCAGCUACUGCGCCUGCUCAUGUCUGUGAUAAAACUCGAAUAUGAGGUUCAGCUGUUGAAACAGGAGGGCAACGGCGCAAAUGUGAAUGGCGCUGCCAGCGGGAAAGAGGACUCCUCGGGUAAUAUAUCGCCAACACGUCUCUCCAACUUUGCCAGCGAUGCAAGCGCCACCAAUGUGAAAUAUUUGCCCAACUGUCUGAUAAGCCAACAGCCAAUGUUCUUGGCAGCGGUGUUAAGUGCACUGCAGAAUGAGCAGCUACGUCAUCUGCAUCGCAACUGGACCGAUCUAGUGACUGCGUCACUGAAUUGCUUCAGCUGCGGAUCGCUCACGAACAUUGUAAUUAGUGUCGUGCAUCAACUUUGUCACAACAUUGACCGCAUUGCCAAGCUGACACUGAAGGAGCAGAGUGGCUUCCCGCCCGACUAUGUCGUCUCGCAGCUAGAAGCCAUCACUAUUCUCUGCCACUACUGCCUACUCGACAACACACAACAGACUACGCUCUCACACCUUUUCAACCAGGCCUACCCACAAACCAGUGUUUCGGCACAGAGCUCGAAUACCGGACAGUUGCUCAACAGUAUUGUGCAUUCAUUCCUCUCUAGCGCUGCUGCCGCCGCCGCCGCCACAUCGCAAUCAUCCGAAGCGCAGGCGCCACGAAACCCGCAAUUGCUGGCUGCGCGCAAUGCAGUGCUCUCACAUCUCUCGCGAAUCGUCACAAGCGUUGCUGCUAUCUGGGACAGCGAAUUGGGUCAGGUGCGCCCGGUGAAGCAACAGUUGAUGGAAUUCCUCUCACCGGUAUCGCUGCAUCACGGUGCUAACUUCCUAGCGGCCGUGGCAGUUACUUGGCAAGAGCGCGGUGAAGCGCACAUCAAGCGCGCAAAGCCGCUUUCUAUGCUCAGCAUUACCGAACAGUAUCAGCGCAAUUCGGCGCCACAAGCAUGCGCUGAGCAGCUCAGCCUCGUAACGCUCGUCUCCAGCAUACGUGUGAUGCCCAUGGACUCAUUUGUGCAAACGCUGCACCAGGUAGUGCGCAACCCACCACCCAUACACCGCCCGCCCGUGCAGCUCACCAUCGAAGUGAGCGCACUGGAGCUAUUCUACUUUUACAUGAAAUCGGCGCCCGCACCACAGCUUGGUGAUUCGUGGAGCUCUCUAUUAGCCUUGCUGCGCGAUGGCCUCAGCUUGUCGCCACCAGCACAAUUUGUGUUGCUCAUGUUGCUCAAUGAAUUCGUACAGCGCUGCCCGCAAAUGCCAUUCCCUGACAAAAAGGAUAUACGCGAUUUGCAUGAUGUGACCGCGCGGCUAGUCGAUUCGCUGUCAAAUGUGGCCGGUUCUUGUCUGGAACAAACCACUUGGCUGCGCCGCAAUCUCGCUGUCAAAGAGGACAUCGCACCUGCGCGCUCUGAAGGAAGCGUGCGCGAUAGCAUUGGCGGCCAACAGCAACAAUAUGCGGUGCAAGCGCAGAGCGUGUUGGCGGCUACGUUGGCUAAUCUGCUUGAUGUGGCGUACGGCUCUCAAGAGAAGGAUAAGGUGGUGAAUAUUAUAACGACGCUGCUGUACAACAUCACGCCGUAUUUGAAGAAUCACACAGCGCGCAAUGUACCUUCAUUCUAUGCAAGCUCCAGUCUGCUAGCCAGCCUCAGCGGCUAUCAGUACACGCGCAAGGCAUGGCGCAAGGAUAUGCUGGAUUUGCUGCUCGACAACACCUUCUUCCAGUUAGACAUUUCCUGCCUGCCCUUCUGGAAGCAGAUCAUGGACAGCCUGAUGACAUAUGACAACACAACAUUCCGCGAGUUGAUGAGUCGGGUUUCGCUCACACAAACCGGCAGUUUGAAUAUUUUUACGUCGCGCGAACAGGAGUACGAACAGCGCGCCAUGCUGCUGAAGCGAUUGGCAUUUGUGAUAUUCUGCAGUGAAUUCGAUCAGUACCACAAGUAUAUGCCCGAGAUACAAGAACAACUCGCCAACAGCUUGCGCCUACUUUCCAUGAUACCCUCCGUGCAGGCGGCCGUUUUUCUUUGCUUCCGCGUGCUCUUGCUGCGCAUGUCUGCCGACCAUGUGACUUCGUUAUGGCCCAUCAUCAUCGCCGAAAUGGUGCAUGUAUUUUUGGCUAUGGAGCAGGAAUUGAAGUCCGACAGUGAAGACUUGAGUCAACAAAUGCGUUUACUAUCCGGCAUGGAUAUUUCGUGGUCAUCGAACUCCUCUGGCAAUGGUUUGAGUUCGCAAAAUCAAGUAACACACUGGCGUUCGGUGCAACUGGAGGCAUCUAAACUGCUCGAACUGGGCUGUGUGCUACCUGCCACGAAUUUGCCACACUUCCAAAUGUAUCGCUGGGCCUUUGUCGGCACCGAAUUCGAUGUGCAUGAAGAGGUGCCAAUUAUGAAUGGCAGCACCGAUGACCAGACAGUCACUGCUACGCUGCCAACGACAAUCUAUGUGCCACAUAUACGUCGCAUUGGACGUCUAAUGGACAUGAAAUAUGCAGUGCACUCGCCGACCAACAAUACGAAGCGUGGCCGACAUUUGAUGCUCACCUGCCAGCAAAUCAAUUCGCUGCAGGAUUUAUACGGUUUCUUUUCAACACUUAGCGUCAAUUGCCCCAAUCCACAUAAUCAUGCUGACAUCGACAAAGAGGUGUCCAGCUGCUUGGCCGAAAUUGAAGAUGUGCUAGCUAAGGAUUUCCUUGAGAAGAUGCAAACGAGCACAACGCCUAGGUGAAAAUUAGUUACUACGAUACGGGAAGUCGCUGGCGAAUUGGAGACGAGUGGUAGCGCUUUCAGCAGUCGCGUCACAGCAGCCUGUCACUUCAAACUAUUGCAUUACCAUCACCAGCAGCCGUCGCACGCCGAAACGAGCUACACGCUCAGCAGCAGUCACAGCACCACCACAACUACAACUAAGAAGAGUAAUUUCCCAUUCUACGUUUGAAGCAACUAGCCAAGAGCAACAGGUGAAGGCAGUGGAGAGCAGUGGAACAUAGAAUAUGCAUACAUAAAUACGAGUAUAUAAAUGUGUCAAGUAACGUGCGUUGGGUUGGAGUAGGAAUGAAUUCAAGAGUGAAACGUAUUACACUUUUAUAACUUUUAAGCUAAAUGGAUAUUAAAGAAAAAUCACACUAAAAAUACUUACCAAUAUUACGCUCUGUAUUUAUAAUUAAUUAUUAUUAGCUAAAAUGCAAAGAAAAAGUUAAUUGCUAUAACUGCGUAUUAAAGUGCGAGAGCUGCAUUACUAUCAAACACUUAUAUCUACAUUACAUACAUACAUACAUGCAUACAUAUACAUACAUACUAUUUGAAUGACUACAUACAUUUAAAUAAAUCUAUAUAUGAUAAUCCCGAUAGUUGUAACGAUGAUGAUGUUGAUUGAAAACUAAACAAAGUAGCUGAAAGACGGGUGGUGUCAAUGUUGGUGAUGGUGGUGGUGAUGGUAGUGGUGUUUGGUGAGUGGUAAAUACAAACAUAUGUACAUGCAGCAAAACCGCCCUCACCCAUUGCCUCACCAACUGUCACUGUGUGCAAUUAUGAUUGUUAAAUAUAUAUACAUACAUAUAUGUUCAA